UGAACACAUAGGCAAUUGAUAAGUUGUGGAGGGGACGGGAAAGGACACAUAAACUAGAAAAAAAUCACACAAAAAGCCUUGUUUAUUUUGUAUAAGUUUGCUUUAUCUAAGCGAGUCGUCACUGUUUUGUUGAUACCUGUGGUAAAUGCUCCGAUUGUCGUGAGAGGGCUGGAAGUGUCCGGCGGCUGUGAGACGCCAGGUGCUUGAGGACCCUGAGAGUUGGCAGAGGGGGAAAAUGCCAUCGUUUUUACUGAGGGUUUGGCAAGGGCUGGCUUUGCUGCUUGUACCAACAGUUCUGGCUUCCAGCGAAGAGUCAUCCAUUUUGGAGGACUGGCGUGACGUGUGGCUGUUUCGCUUCUUUCUGAACAUCUUGGGAUAUGCGACGAUCGUCAUCCCCGGUUACCUGCUCAUCAGAUAUUUCAAGCGGAUCAGCUACCUAGAAACAGGGCGUGGCAUCUGCUUCCCGGUGAUUAAAGCUUGUGUGUUCGGGAGUGAAUCAAAAACAGGCCUCCUGGACGAUGUGUCUGUCGCGCCCAGAAAUGAGGCGGAGUCGGCCUCAUCCACCAGACAAGCUGUCAAGUUACUCUUCUGUGCUGUUGGACUACAGGUCUCCUACCUGACGUGGGGCAUCCUGCAGGAGAGAGUGAUGACCCGCUCGUAUGGGGCGGUGGACGCGGAGGGCGGGGGCGAGCGCUUCAAAGACUCCCAGUUCCUGGUGUUCAUGAACCGCAUCCUGGCACUGACGGUGGCCGGCCUCUGGUGCAUGCUGUUCAAGCAGCCCCGGCAUGGCGCGCCCAUGUACAAGUACUCCUUCGCCUCCUUGUCCAACAUCCUCAGCAGCUGGUGCCAGUACGAGGCCCUCAAGUACAUCAGCUUCCCCACUCAGGUGCUGGCCAAGGCCUCCAAGGUCAUCCCCGUCAUGCUGAUGGGGAAGAUCGUCUCGCACAAGAGCUACGAGUACUGGGAGUACUUCACGGCUGUGCUGAUCUCCGUGGGCGUCAGCAUGUUCCUGCUGUCCAGCGCCACACAGAAGCACCCCUCCACCGUCACCACCUUCUCCGGCGUCGUCAUCCUGGGCGGCUACAUCAUGUUCGACAGCUUCACCUCCAACUGGCAGGACAACCUCUUCAAGUACAAGAUGUCGUCGGUGCAGAUGAUGUUCGGGGUGAACCUCUUCUCCUGCCUCUUCACUGUGGGCUCCCUGCUGGAACAAGGCGCCUUCUUCGACUCGGUGGCCUUCAUGGCGCGGCACUCGGAGUUCGCCUUCCACGCCGUGCUCCUGUCCGUCUGCUCAGCCUGUGGCCAGCUCUUCAUCUUCUACACCAUCGCCCAGUUCGGGGCGGCCGUCUUCACCAUCAUCAUGACCCUGCGCCAGGCCAUCGCCAUCCUACUCUCCUGCUUCCUGUACGGCCACGCCGUCACCAUGGUGGGUGGCUUCGGGGUGGCCGUGGUGUUUCUCGCCCUCUUCCUGAGGGUGUACGCCCGCAGCCGCAUGAAGAAAAGCAAGAAAUCGGCCGGCCAGGCGCAGGUGCAGAAGGUGUGAGGUUGGGGGGCAGAGAGAUAGACUGGAUGUAGAGAGACCACGUUUUCGGUGGUGUCUUUUUCGUUGUUGUAGUCAUUGAUGGUUGUCAGUAUGUGUGCUUCUUUUAAACUGUUCUUUCCCCUCUGUUUUUCUUUUUUAUGGGUUUCUACUUUUAUGUAGUAAAGGUACAGAAAGGGAUAUGCCUUUAUGGUCUUUGACUUGAACAUUAACCUGGCAGCAGAUCGUCUGAUGGAAGACUGUUGUAAGUAAACAAUGUUUACUGCACUCAAAUAUUCACGGGAUCGAUUUUACCGUACCAACCACCUGUCAUGGAUGUUUGAGUAUUUCUCAAGUAAAUUAGUUUGUAAGUAGGUAAUACUGGAAGCAGCAUACCUUUUUCUUCCAGGUUUUUUUUUUUUUUGAAAUUGAUUUUGUUUAGUGUUUUGUUACAUGAUGUAGCCUAUAAGGUUGUCAGAGAGCAGUCAAUGUUACUGCCACAGUGCACAAGUUUGAAAAAACAGUGGUCGCCACCCAGAUAAUAUCAAGCAACGUUUCCCCUAGAGUAUGUCCUUGCGAUGGGAUCAGGAGAGCAGCAGUCACGGGGUGUUUGGGCGUCACAUGUGGAUGCACCCAAGAUCGAAAACGCUGGAUUGAUUUGAAAUGAUCAGCCAGCACAGUCUGGAAGCUCACAGCCAAGAUAAAUCCAGUUUAAUCAUAGCUUAAAUUAAAAAUAACGUGACUAUGGCGUCGCAGUGUUAGGACAGGGGAGACGCUGCUUAUCCUGAGUUUGCUAUGAUGCCUUGCUUUUUGUCUGUACAUACUUGCGUGUGUAUGCUGAGAGAAUGAGUGUCAUGUUUGUUCUUUGAAAAUGGAAAUUAACUGCAUGGAUACUUUAUAUUAAAAAAAAAAAAAAAGAUUUCUGUCCCUAAUCUCUUGCCAUAGUAUUCAUGGUAAGCGUUUAUGGACAGAGACGAGUUCAGAAGGGGAAUGGUGGUUCAUUUUUUUCCCCCUUUUUGACUGGGUUCAAACCCAGUCAGGUGUCACGUUCUCUCCUGGUGAUUGAGACUCUUGAAGUGAUUCUUCCACUGCCUGCCCACAACCAAAAUGAGAACAUAAAAAGCAGUUCUCGGAAAUCGCUCACGUACACAGACACACACACUGCCGAAAUCUAGCUGUCUAACCCUCUGCACCUGUGUUUGCAGCUAUCCACCGUUUCGUGCUGUAUAUCGCAAGUUUGCUGGGCCAGUAAUUGGAAUAUGUGUGCUCUUUUUUUUCUUUAGCUAGCUUCAUAGCAAAAAGCAGUUCUUCUGAUUGGUGUGUAUUAUUGAUUUACUAAAUCAUGUUUAGCCCAAGCACAGCUAGGUUAGCUAGCGAAAGUAACACUAUGAAAUUCUGUUGAAAAUAACACAGAGCGCUAGAUGGUUCAUUCAAAUAGAGAAAUCAUGUGGUGUUUUUUUUUUUUAAUUCAAACAAGAAGGACUUUCUGUGAAUUUCAAGGAAAUUUCACUUAUGCUUGCUCAAGCAUAAGAUUCACCCCAAAGUAUACAGCUCCAACAAACCAGAUUAGUCCAAGUACAGGUCUUCAUGGGUCAGCCUGAGGUUCACAGAGAUUUUUAGACACAAAAUUUUCAUACAACUCAAAUAAUGUGACAGUUUCAUAUCCAUAUGGUAAGUGACACUCUCAGUACAUCAUUCAACCAUGAUUGCUGCUACACCUUUAGGUCACUGACCACAGGAAUACAGUUUUGAUAACACUUUCUCAUAACUGGUUUUCAUAGCUAACUAUCGAUAUGGACCUAAUAAUGUACUACAAUAAAGAGCAAAAAUGAAAAAAGAGUAGAGGCAGUCCCUGGUUUCGUAUCAUGAUACGUUCCUGGAAACCCCAUCACCCCUCAGAUUGACAUGAACUGAAUCUUGUUUUCUUGUUGACUCAGUUUUUUAAGCAGGGGUUGCCUUCCUGAUAGCAAUCCAUUUUUCACAAUAAAAAAAGAUUAACAUGCGAUUAUGUGAAUUAUGAUACAAUAGUACUUGUAUUUUGUAUGCCUACUCAUGUAAAGUACAGUAUGAUCACUCAGUGUCGUGACAUGCCCUGCUUGACAAUUUGGGAAAGGAAGGACGUUAAAAACUGCCACUAGACACAAUUCAUGGUGUUCGGUCAGGGCUUUAUUUACAGAUCAAAUGAGACAGCACACACUGGAAGAAUAAAUAAAUCAUCUUUAAGUUCAUUGAAUGAAAACAACAGUAAAAAAAUGAAUGAAAAGUUGUUGCCGUUUCAGACCUAUUCAGACGGUGUUACCUUUGCUGGCUCUGUUUGUUGUUCUUGCUCUUGUUCUCCAUAUCCUCUCUCGUCACAGGUCAGAGUUUUGCUUUGUACAACAGACAAAAGUUUUUUUUGCCAUGAAACGGGGAACUGCUGCAAGGUUUUAACGGGUUUUUUUUUUUAAUUUUAGCUGGAUUAGUGACACGUUGUCCUGUAACUUUUACAUUUUAACAUGUAACAUUGAAAAUUACAUUUUAACUUUAUUUUGUACCAUUACAUUGAAUUUUAUACAUGAGAAUAUAUUUGGUAUCUUCUGAGGCUUGUACAGGGCAGAAAAACAAAUAGAAAUAAGGUCUGAAAGUUUUGAUAUGUAAUCAGUAAUCAGUGGCUUGGAACUACUGCUUAUUGCUUAAAUACCAACCUGAUAGUUAAGGCUGUUUGGUAGAGGUGGUGUGGCAUGAUUGUUUGGUGAACUUGGCUUCAAAAUAGAAGGUUUAUUUUUUAGCUUGUAAUUGAACCAUCAGUCUAGCAUUUUAAAUGGAUAAUGUCCAUUAAUAAAGAUGUAAAAUAUGCAAGUCAUUCUACAUAAAGGUUUCUACCAAGCAAAUAAUCAUACUCAUUCACAGCAGUUUUUGGGAAGUAACACGCAUGUGUUUGUAUAGUUUCACUACUGUUUGUACGACAAUCCCUUCUCGCCUUUGUGAACCUCACGAUUAACAUGGCCUGCUGUUAGGUGCUGCUUUGGUUUGGCUGCUCAUGGUGUUAUGCCAUGUUUUUUUUUAGGAAAUGUAUCUGCUGCACAGCAGGUGAGCGUGAGGCAAAUGAUACAAACAAAGCUGUAAUUACCUGUAAAUCGCAGCUUGACCUUGCAGCACAUUGCCCCUUUGUAAUCCAACUCAACAGGACUCGGGCAGUUUCAGACCAGUGCGGCCCGAUACUGGCAUUUGGCCCGGUUUUUGCAGGCUCUGGGUAAGUUCUGCUUUCAGUCCAAUUUGUUAUUUACAUCUGUUUGGAGCGGUAAAGGCCUCUAUAUCAAAACCCAUUACGCUAAAUGUGUAAACAACCUGCCGGGCACCGUACUGACAUUUUAUUGGAUGAUUUCCCAUCUUUUCAGUACAGGGAUCCACCAUAGAUGUCGAGCAACUUUACGUAAAAGGCACAGAAAUAUGCUAAACAAUUACCUGAUUAAAAAGUGUAGGUUUUUCUUCUCCUCUUCCCUAAAAGUUGGGGUAACAAUGGGGGGGUUACUUCUUGGUUUUUAUUUUUUUAAAACAUGAUUGUAACCUUUUGAACAUUGUUGGCAGCCCUGCUCAAUUUUAAGAUAUGAUUAUUAAUUCUUAUGCUGUUACAUCAUUUUAUUUCCAUGAUGGUGGUCUUCUCUGGAAAGCUGCUUUUGGAAAAUGAGUAUUCUUUGGAAGCCUGUGAUGAAUGUUUAAAGUGGCCUGGUUCUGUAAUGGAGGCAGUUUCCUGCUUCAUUUGAAGACUGGUCAGGAAAUGCCCCCAAGGGAGGACUUCUGAUUGCUUUUAAGGGAAAUGCGAUUGUAACAGGUACUUUUUGUUUUUUAUUAUUAUCACUGUUACUAUGAAUAUUUUUUU
Messenger RNA from Megalops cyprinoides (Indo-Pacific tarpon), 5378 nucleotides. RefSeq names its product solute carrier family 35 member B2 (gene slc35b2). Gene Ontology annotation, biological process: transmembrane transport. Bases 236 to 1543 code for a protein of 435 amino acids. Lineage: Eukaryota; Metazoa; Chordata; Actinopteri; Elopiformes; Megalopidae. Gene Ontology annotation, molecular function: 3'-phosphoadenosine 5'-phosphosulfate transmembrane transporter activity. The record is from RefSeq and is a predicted model, not a curated record. The transcript has 4 exons. Gene Ontology annotation, cellular component: Golgi membrane; endoplasmic reticulum membrane.